UUAACAUUUUCGCGAGACCCGGUUUUUUGAGUUCGGCUCGGUUGAGUUUUUCGUAUUUUUGGUUUUGUUUGGUGCCCCACCAAGUGAUUCGAUCGCGGUUCGAUCGUGUGGUCGUUGAAGGAGCCUCCGCGCAUGUAGUCGUCGUUCUUGGGCGCAAUUUUUCGGUGCGUGCGCGGUUCCCUGUGUUGGUGUUUGCUCCCGCAACCCGGUCGCGCGUCUUCCAUCCCGCGUCAUUGAGCGCAGUCAAAGAAAAGCAACUCGUCGUCGUUGGCGGGAAAGGAGGAAGUACUGCGCGAGCGAGCGAAGGUGAUCCACUUGUACCCUAGGGCGGCCGGUCGGAGGGGAGUUAAUCGACGAAGCUCACUGCGGCUAAUCGUGCUCAUCAAACGAGCUGUACUUCUGAACAGAACACACAGAAAUUCCGAACAACCUGUGGCAGGUGUGAGAACUCGUCGCCGUAGUCACACAGUGGGAGAACAAUAGGUUUGAGGUGCAAUUAAACGCACGGGUUCGAGUGAUUUUUUUUUGAUUUACCAACACUAGAAAACGCGCGGAAUUACGGAGAUUGGAAUGUUUGUACUGUGAACUGAGUAUUGGUCGCUUUGCGUAGACAAUAGCAGACGACUGCUGUUUAAUAGCUGUACGCGGGUAGGACCACGCUAAACUGGGCAGCAGGUCAAAGCGAAUCGCGAGCAGGUCUAGCUCGCUACCGUUCUGCCAUGCCCGAGAGCACGCUCGGUCAACAAUAGUUCUGGACUAGUGUACUGUGAACUUCGACUGCGCUGGACCCAAAUCACGCGCGAAGAUCAGCCUGAUCCGUUCACGUUUCAACCGGGGAUCGUCGAAUUCGGCGCGUUGCGCUCUCAGUGAACAAGUAGAUCCGAGGCUAGUGACAACCAAAUCAGUGUGUGCAGUCCACAAUGACCUUUCUUGAGUCAUCCGCGGGCAGUUCAACAAGCCCAACGUAACCAGUGAGCCAAGCCGACGGGCUUGAAAGUAGCACUUUGGCGGGAAGAGAGCUGCGAAAAAGCAGGAAUUCCGCGAUUUCGUGCGAUUGUGCAAAAGUGUGAAGUUGCGACUGAAGAGCGCAGUGAAGAUCUGCGCAAUGUUUUGGCGUUGAGCGAGAAGAGCCAGGAAGCAAGAAGCCGCUUGCAGCGAACGAGCAAAAGUGAAAUUAAUUGAUUUUGUACCGUAUUAUUUGGGGUGCGGCAAACGGUUUCGCACAUUAAGACCCCUCCACCCCCUCACUCCGUCAACCAGUGUUUGAUUGUGAUAUUUUUUACUCACCGAAUGCCAGCUUUAUCAUUAACCAUCAACGUCAAUGAAUGUUGUUGUGGCCGAUUAGAGGCAGUGUGGCCAAUUACAACUCGAAAGCACCGCCGCCGAGUUAGAUAACAAAGUGCAUCGUGAUUUCUCGUGAAGCCCUCGCGAGAGUGACCUGAGAGGAGCCACUCGGUUUUAAGGAAGAAAAAAAGAAAGUGCGCGGGAGUCUGUGAAGUGUGAAAUAAAUUCGAAUGUUUUCUAGCGAGAUCAGAGCGUCGCCAGUUGGUGGCGUGUAAGUAACAGGCGUUGUGACGUCGUGUGCACCACUUUCGAAUCAGCCAGGGGGUCAAUCUCGCUGACUACGACACAUUGUAGAGGCGUGUAAGAGUGGUGUUGGUGGUGAGGCGCUGCAGUACGUAAGAGCGAGGUGUCCGCUGUGCAGUUACCCAGUGCGCCAAAAAAAGUCUGCCAAAGCUUGUCAGUUUGGACGUUCGAGCCAUUCAACCGUAUUGGGCAACCAGUCAACCAUUCCGACAAUCGGACCCAGCCCCAUAACAUCCGUACCAAUGGUGAGGUAGCGCACGGUGUGAAAGGUUUCCUGGUCCAGAACCUUCCCACAUACACCUCCCCCACGUGACUUGACCUACCGUUAGGGCACCGCAGUUCCCCGAUACGAGGUAUCCUUAUCCCAGCAUCCCCCGGAAGGAGAGUUCCCUCUGGUGCGGGUCACCAGGUGACACGGCUUAGGAGGGGGACCAUCGUUUUUUUGUGGUUGGCACAGAGUUCGAACGUUGAGGGGCGGCCACGCGCAGUGCCACCGAGGUUACACCCUCAAGAAGCGCCGAAGCUAUGUUAAACUGUACGGACCUUGCCUGCGUGCUGCACCAUCACCACUUUUACGCGCAUCUGCACCACCUGAAGCAUCACCUGCAGGAUGACCACGACCACCACGGGCAUGGACACCACGAGAGCCACGACCACCACGAUUCAGCUGGUGGAGACGGGAGUGACGUAGACUCGAACAACAUACAGGAUCUACUCAAUGAUACCGAUUCAGAACUUUCCUCCCUAUCGCAUGUUGAUGCUCCCAACGAUGUCCUGUAUAUGGUUUGUGGAGUUGUCAUUGCCAUGCUCCUCGUGGGCCUCAUCAUAGUUUUAGUAGCAGUCACAAUCAGCAAACUGAGAAAGCGCGAAGAGUCGUCCGUGAGUCCGGUGACGGCGACCAACGUGGAAGCGGCGACGCAACCGUCCCACUAUCACCAAAACAACAACAACAGUAGCAGUAACAAUCAUCACCACAACCACCAUAGUAGUAGUAACAACCACCAGCAGCAACACCACCAACAGCUGGAGAACGGAUACUCCGUUCCGACCCCGGUGGCCUUCCGACAGAGCCCGUCCAGUGUGUGGGUGUUUCCUCCGCUGCCACCGCAGCCUAACCUGUACAGCUACAACGCCAACAGUCAAGAUGCGUUAGUACACAACGACAAGACCGGCUUCAAGGGACUGAAGCGGCAGCUGUCCGGGCGCUUCAAGCGGCUGGUGUCGCGGAAAUCGCACGAGCCCGCCCCGGCGAUACCGCCCGAGCUGAAGCCCCAGCUGAAGACCAUCUACGUUUACUAAUAAUGAUAAUUUUACUUGCAAAACAAACACACAAACUACAAAUCCUAGCAAGAAGCGAGGUCAGCUCAGCAUGUGCGGGUGGUGCCUAAUUUCGCGCGUCGAAUCGUGUUUUUUCCUUUCUUCCUUUUCGUGUUUUUAGAGUUUAGAGGAAUUGACGCUUAUGAUUAGGGAACUUUCGGUCCGCAAGGAUUCAUAGUGAGAGCACAAGUUUUGUUUAUUUUGGCCGUGCCGAAGGGCAGUUUUAUUUAUUCCUAUUUUCCAAGAUUUCGUAUUUGACCGAGAGGAAGAGAGCAUUGAUAUUAAACUUUUUCGAAAAUUAAACUCCCGUCUCAUUUGUUUUGCAUCCCAUCCGGAACGAACGUAACCAGAAACACAAUAAUUAGAUAUUGAUCCGCCAUUCCAGUUCACGCUAUGACGUGUAAUCAAUGAAAGAGUACUGUUGGUAGUUUUCGAAGAAGUCUUUUUGUUCUGUUCAGUUAGGAUAGCCCAGAGGAAAUGAAGAGGAAAAAGAAAGUAAUUAUUAUUAUUAGUAAGCAUAGAAGAAGACUGACACAAAUACACACAUACACUCACACUUAAACACGCACACACUUGUUAGGCAUGUGGUUAGCCAAGUGGCAACACACACAGACACACACUCACACAGACAGGGUACUUCAAGGGAGGCGGAGAAGAGGGAAUUAAGUUAGGGAAUAGAUUCGCGUAUUUGUGCAGAUGCUGCUGCUGCUAGAUCAUUAAGUCGCAUUCUGCCACUCUGAAUCGAAGCGCUUUCAGAGACUUUGGCGACGAGUGCGUCUCACUUUCAUGUAUUUCUCAUCGUUCAGAAUCUGCUCGUUUUAUUCUGUUCGUGCAAACAGCCAAGUAUUUAGUCGUUGUAAAAGCAAUAAGACACACACACUAAAACAGUAAAACGGAAGCUUACAGCAGCGGAUAUAAAGAGCGAGUGAGUUAGCAUAAACCUUAGCUAAGUAGCACGCAGGACAAAUAUUUAUUUCUUAGCUCAACAAAAUGUCCCCUCCCAGCGAAUUGUGGUGGAUAGAUUUCGUUACAAACCGAGAGCUGCAUUCUAUGGUGGUUUAGAUAGAUAGAGCGUUCCGCUUAAAAAACGCACAAAACCCCACUGGGACCAAUCAGGCCAACUUAGAAGCAAAAAUACUAGCAAAAAAUGCAAACAAAAAAAAAACAAACCUUAAAUGAUAGUGUGGAAACAAAAUCGUGGAAGUAAGAGAGAAAGAGGAGAAAAAAAGUUCACUCACAUUGAGUGCCGCGCCAAGGAACAACAAAUAACCUUAAAAAUACAAAACAAAUCACACGUACAGAGCAGAGGAAAGUAACACAAAUUCGGGUACCUACAACGGGACUGCUGUGAAGCGCCGCAAGCGUAACGCAAACGCGGGAUAGCGAUUAGCUGCAGCAGAGGGCACAAUCGGCAGUCUAGAAAAGAAAAAAACAAAACAAAACAAAGUACGGUGGAUUUGUGUGAAUGAAUGCAUUGUAAGAAAACUGUAAUUUAAAUAAAUGCGAUAAUUUAAAAAAGA
Molecule: messenger RNA, 4424 nt
Organism: Culex quinquefasciatus (southern house mosquito)
Lineage: Eukaryota; Metazoa; Arthropoda; Insecta; Diptera; Culicidae
Product: protein catecholamines up
Exons: 8
Coding region: 2113-2886 (257 amino acids)
Source: RefSeq, a predicted model, not a curated record